Molecule: messenger RNA, 3230 nt
Organism: Sinocyclocheilus grahami
Lineage: Eukaryota; Metazoa; Chordata; Actinopteri; Cypriniformes; Cyprinidae
Product: cadherin-6-like
Exons: 12
Coding region: 202-2592 (796 amino acids)
Biological process (GO): cell-cell adhesion mediated by cadherin; cell migration; calcium-dependent cell-cell adhesion
Cellular component (GO): adherens junction; catenin complex; plasma membrane
Molecular function (GO): calcium ion binding; cadherin binding; beta-catenin binding
Source: RefSeq, a predicted model, not a curated record
CACACAGUACAGUGUCUUCACAGCGCUCAGCGGAUACACAUCGAAAGCAGGACUACUCUCGACUCCUCAGCAUUGAGGUACUGUGUUGCUCGCUGGCAGUCGGAAGGACUAUGAGAGUGGCUGCCGCCUGCACUGCAGAGCUCUGUAACUUUGGCAGAUAGGAUCAUUAUACCCCUCUAAGACGCCCUAAGAGCGGAAAAGAUGAAGACUUGGAUUGUACUUCUUCUGUGGGCAUGUGCACACCAGAGUGUGAAUGCAGUUGCCCUUUCAAGAGGGCCAGUUCGAAGGAAAACCAAAGAAAUUGAAGGACGACAAGACAAAGAUUUGCUCAGACGUUCAAAGAGAGGAUGGAUGUGGAGACAGUUUUUUCUUCAAGAGGAGUACACAGGAACAGAGCACCAGUACAUUGGCAAGCUUCACUCAGAUAUGGAUAAAGGAGAUGGCACAGUGAUGUACGUUCUCGCAGGAGAUGGUGCGGGGACGAUCUUUGUGAUAGAUUCCAACUCAGGCGAUCUGCAUGCUACCAGGAGCCUGGACAGAGAAGAGAAGCCUUUCUACACGCUCCGAGCCCAGGUUGUCAACAAGAAGACCGGCCUCCCACUGGAGCCAGAGACAGAGUUUACUGUGAAACUACACGACAUCAAUGACAAUGAGCCCAAGUUUGACAAGGAGGUUUAUACAGCAUCCGUACCUGAGAGGUCACACAUUGGCACCUAUGUCACUCAAGUUACCGCCCAGGAUGCAGAUGAUGAAAUGUUUGGCUACAGUGCUAAGCUGUCCUACAGCAUCAGCCAGGGUCAUCCAUACUUCUCAGUAGAGCCAAAUACAGGUAUAAUCCGGACAGCUUUGGGACCUUCCGAUAUGGACAGAGAGCAGAGGGAGCACUACCAGGUGGUGAUCGAAGUCAAGGACAUGGCCGGCCAGAAGGGGGGCUUAACAGGCACCACCACAGUAAACAUUAGCCUCACCGAUGUCAAUGAUAACCCUCCUCGUUUCAUGCAGAGUAUAUAUCAGUUCAGCGUUCCAGAGAUCACCAAGGUAGAAUCAUCGGUUGGCAGGAUCAGGGCUGUGGAUGCCGAUGUCGGCAGAAAUGCGGAGAUGGACUAUACCGUUGUUGGCGGAGACGGUCUGGAUGUGUUCGACGUCAGCACUGACAGGAACACCCAAGAAGGCAUACUUAGUCUUAAGAAGCCUCUGGACUAUGAAAAGAAGAAAUCGUACACGCUUCAGAUCCAGGUCCAAAACACACAUCCAGACCCACGCUUUCUGAGCUCGGACGCUAAGGACAUGGCGACCAUCAGGGUCAGUGUUGAGGAUGUGAAUGAGCCUCCUCAUUUUGAGAAAAUCAGCUAUAUUUUGGAGGUGAAAGAGGACGCGGCUGUGGGCACCAUGAUAGGAUCGGUCAGCGCUGUGGAUCCUGACAUACGCCGCAGUCCGGUCAAGUACUCCAUUGACCGGCACACAGAUGUCGACUGGAUUUUUGGUGUCUAUGUUGGGAAUGGAUCUAUAUUCCUGCAGAGGCCUCUGGAUCGAGAAGAAUUCGCUUGGCACAACAUCUCAGUGAUCGCGACCGAGUUCAGACACUUAGACAACCCCGAGCAGACCAGCCGAGUGCCUGUGUACAUCCGCGUACUGGAUGUCAACGAUAACCCCCCCAUGCUGGCAUCCUUCUACGAGACCUUCGUCUGUGAAAACGCCAAAGCCGGUCAGAAAAUCCAGACGAUAAGCGCAGUGGAUCCAGAUGACCCGGUCGGUGGACAUCGCUUCUUGUUCUCUUUAGCACCAGAGAGCUCAGUGCGAGCAAACUUUUCACUCCGAGAUAAUGGAGAUAACACAGCUGGGAUCUUUACACAACGCACCGGAUUUGGCCGAAUGCACAAGAGCACCCAUCUAGUGGCUGUGGUGAUCUCAGACGGACACAUUCCCAUGCAGAGCAGCACGGGCACGGGCACGCUCACAAUUCGGGUUUGUACGUGCGACCGAGACGGCAACAUGGAGAUGUGCAACGCCGAGGCUCUGAGCAGCGCUGCGGGGCUCAGCACGGGGGCGCUGGUGGCCAUCCUGCUCUGCAUCCUCAUCCUGCUCUUGAUCGUGGUGCUGUUUGCUGCCCUGAAACGACAGAAGAAGAAAGAGCCUCUGAUCAUCUCCAAGGAGGACGUGAGGGACAAUGUGGUCAGCUACAAUGACGAGGGCGGCGGCGAGGAGGACACUCAGGCCUUUGACAUCGGAGCGCUUCGACAUCCGGAAGUAAUGGAGGAGAGCAAACUGCGGCGGGACAUCCUACCCUCAGAGUCGCUCUACCCUCCGCCGCCACUUCGCAAAACCUUGGUGCCGUCCCGUGAGAACGCAGAUGUGCGGAACUUUAUCAACCAGCGCGUGCAAGAAAACGAUGGCAACCCCACGGCUCCUCCUUACGACUCGCUGGCCACCUACGCGUAUGAAGGUAACGGAUCGGUGGCCGAGUCGCUCAGCUCGCUGGGGUCCAUGUCCUCGGAAGGGGAGCAGGACUAUAACUACCUCAGCGAGUGGGGACCGCGCUUCAGGAAGCUAGCAGACAUGUACGGCGGCGAGGACAGCGACUGGGACUCCUAACGGACAGACUGUGGAGUGAGACUCAUUUGCUGAUCUGCCUCUACAUGAAGACUGGAGUGGCAGAAUGAGGCAUCCUAAUUUCUUUUACAAAGUGCCCUUUUAUCCUUCUCUUUGUCCGACAAUCAGGCAGCCGGUUGCUCUGUCCUGAUUGGCUGAUGAAUGUCAUGCUCUGGCGAGGAGGACGUAUCCGUACGCUGGCUUCUCAUCAGAAAGAUCAUCUGUUGUGACAUCUUCCUGCAUAAUCCCAGAUUGCUCUGGAGAUGCCUGCAGUUUUUCAUAUCUGUAACCAUCGCUGAAAACGUUCUUUGAAAAGCCAAGCAUUUAAUGCAGAAGCGCUCUUCAAAUCCUGCUGCAAAGAGCAGUUUAUCAGUUGACUGUGAGCCUGUGAAACACUUCAAGUGACACUCGAGCAGGUCAUUGACUAAAAAAAGGCCAAGGCCGAGGACUUUAUGAAAGUAAUGAAACCACCGCCAAACUCGAGCCUAUGAAUUCACCAUCAGACCUCAACGUGUAGCGGGCAGCUCAGAAUCAAACCACUCAACAUCAUAGGAGUUGUCUAAUAACUGGGAGGAAUUUUCAAACCUUACUAUUAACCAUUUGCAUAAUUUUACUAAUCUGCUUACGCACUCAAGAAAAGA